This is a messenger RNA of Oncorhynchus kisutch (coho salmon), 2384 nucleotides long. RefSeq names its product putative pre-mRNA-splicing factor ATP-dependent RNA helicase DHX32. The record is from RefSeq and is a predicted model, not a curated record. The transcript is spliced from 10 exons. Gene Ontology annotation, cellular component: intracellular anatomical structure; spliceosomal complex. Gene Ontology annotation, molecular function: helicase activity; RNA binding. Bases 1 to 1956 code for a protein of 651 amino acids. Lineage: Eukaryota; Metazoa; Chordata; Actinopteri; Salmoniformes; Salmonidae.
AUGACCUUGGGGGCGUUGCUAGCCAGUAGCCACACGGGACUAGUCGAGGUUGUCUGUGCCCGUGCUAUCCUCCAGAGAGAGGGAACCAGACUGGGGGCAGACCUUGGGGAGCUGGUGCCCGUGGUCUUGUGCCCUGGGCAGGGUCGGCCAACCUCUCUCCUGGGGGAGGGGAUGGGGAGUAGGGGAACCGUUACGACCAGGUGCCGGUUGGUUUUCCUCUCCACAAGCCAGGGAGAGGACAUGUUCUGGGCUGUGGACUCUGUUAACUUUGUCAUCGACGUAGGACUGGAGAAAAGAUAUGUGUAUCAUCCCAGGAUAAGGGCCAACUCUGAAGUACUACGAUCCAUCAGCAGAUACCAGGCAGAUAUCAGGAAGCAGCUGACUGGACCGACAGGUACUGAUAUCAGGAAGCAGCUGACUGGACCGAUAGGUACUGAUAUCAGGAAGCAGCUGACUGGACCGACAGGUACUGAUAUCAGGAAGCAGCUGACUGGACCGAUAGGUACUGAUAUCAGGAAGCAGCUGACUGGACCGACAGGUACUGAUAUCAGGAAGCAGCUGACUGGACCGACAGGUACUGAUAUCAGGAAGCAGCUGACUGGACCAACAGGUACUGAUAUCAGGAAGCAGCUGACUGGACCGACAGGUACUGAUAUCAGGAAGCAGCUGACUGGACCGACAGGUACUGAUAUCAGGAAGCAGCUGACUGGACCGACAGGUACGGAUGUCAGGAAGCAGAUGACUGGACCGACAGGUACGGAUGUCAGGAAGCAGAUGACUGGACCGACAGGUACUGAUAUCAGGAAGCAGCUGACUGGACAGACAGGUACUGAUAUCAGGAAGCAGCUGACUGGACCGACAGGUACUGAUAUCAGGAAGCAGCUGACUGGACCGACAGGGAAGUGUUUCUGCCUGUACCCUGAGGAGAGAGUACUCCCCGUAGAGACAUCCCCUCAGAUCCUGGACACCAACCUCACCUUCACCAUCCUCUUCCUCAAGAGGAUGGAGAUCGCAGGGCUGAGACACUGUGACUUCAUCACCAGACCAGAUCCAGAGGGUCUGAUGCAGUCGCUAGAGGAGCUGGAUUACCUCGCGGCAUUGGACGACGAUGGGAACCUAUCAGAGAUCGGGAUCAUAAUCUCUGAGUUGCCAUUGGACGCUCAGAUGGCCAAGGCUCUGCUGGCGUCCUGUGAGUUUGAUUGUGUGAACGAGGUGGUGACCAUCUCAGCUAUGCUAUCAGCGCCAAGCUGCUUCCUGGAGCCACCUGUUGGCAGGACCCAAGAGGUACAACAGUGUCACAGAAAGUUCCGGCACCCUGAGGGAGACCACUUCACCCUCAUCAACAUCUACAACGCCUUCAAGUACAGCCAGAGAGAGACAUACUUCAGCGUAGAGAAGUGGUGUCAGGACUACCAUCUGAACCACCGCGCCCUUCAGACGGCAGACGCCAUCAGGUCAGAGUUGACUGACAUCCUGAAGAGAAUAGAGCUGCCCAUCUCUGAGACGUCCUUCGGAACCAAGAUCAACACACUCAACAUCAAGAGAGCUCUGCUGGCAGGGUUCUUCAUGCAGAUUGCCCGUGAUGUGGAUGGUUCAGGAAACUACUUCAUGUUGACCAACAGACACAUGGCUCAGGUCCACCCUGCCUCCAGCUAUGGGGCCAAGGCACAUCAAUUGGGUUUUCCAGAGUGGGUGCUGUUCCAUGAGUAUACUCUCUCGGGAAACCACGGUAUCCGGACAGUCUCUGAAAUCUCCCCUGCAGUGUUCAUCCAGACAGCUCCUCAGUAUUUCUAUUCCAACCUGCCUCCUAGUGAGAGUAAAGACCUACUACAGCACAUUCUGGACCAGGACGGAUCUGGACGUAAAGACAAGCAACAGACCCUGACCAUCAACAGUAAAGCGGAUAAGGACUGCAGUACAGUGGCCCAGUCUUAUGACAGAUGUGUACUACAGUGACCUCUGGUGGAGAGCUUCAGCACUGCACCGACUUUUACUGAAAAGACAAUCAUCGUUGAUUAGAACAGCUUCUCGGGGGACACCCAGACUUUUCACAAUGUUGUUGUUGCCCUGAACUAUGUCACCUGACUCAGUGAUUAGAUGAAUCAGGUGUGAGCUGUGGAAUAGUUCACAUAUGGAACAGCUGGGGGGGGGGGGGGUUCGGGUGGGUGUCCCCCCGAGGAGUAUUUUUGAAAACCCCCUGGGUUACAUCAACUUCCAAAUGACUGACUUGCCGUAUACUAUUGUUCAUAUCUUUAAUUCAGUCAGGUGGUAACUGCCUUGGUAAUUUGAUAUUACAGUAAAUAAUUAGCCAAUAUUCUAAUUAUUAUUAUUAUUAAUUAUUCUAAUAAGAGUAUCAACCCAAUAAAUGAAUCCAGAUCAUCAAA